AUGUCUUCCCUGAAAACUCGCGUCUUUGCCGGCGUCACCAUCCCAGAUACUCCACUCAUCGCCAAAGCUCUCGAAUAUACCCGCGCGCAUUCGACCGAUUUCGCGUUCAACCAUGUGCAGCGGUCUAUGCUGCUCGGUUUCAUAAUUGCAUCGAAGAUUCCCGCCCUCGCGGAUCGGGAUCUGGAAGUCCAUGCCGUUGCGGCUAUUAUGCAUGACAUUGGUUGGGAUCCUACUGGGGAAUUGGUCUCCAAGGAUAAAAGAUUCGAGGUGGACGGAGCAGAUGCCGCUCGUAAUUUUUUGCGCAAGGAAGCGCCUGACUGGGAUAAACAUAGGCUGCAGCUAGUUUGGGAUGCCAUCGCGCUCCACACAAUUGGAACCAUUGUAUUCCACAAGGAGGCCGAAGUCCAAGCUGUUGCAUACGGCAUCUGGGCGGAUUUCCAAGGUCCAGACCGCAUUGAUGGCAACUUAUUGACUUGGGACGAGUAUAACGCUGUGGUUGCAGAGCUCCCUCGUCUCAACUUGAUGAAGGGUCUGAAGGGAGUAAUGUGUUUCUUGUGCGAGACCAAGCCGGCAACUACGCUUGAUAAUACUGUAGGUGAAUGGGGUGACAAGUUCGUAAAGGAUUAUGAUCGAACUGGAAAGUUGACUUCGGAUUUGUUGCUCUCGUGUGAUUUAGAUGGAAAGACUCUCUUGGAAGAUCCAAAUUAA
Molecule: messenger RNA, 708 nt
Organism: Venustampulla echinocandica
Lineage: Eukaryota; Fungi; Ascomycota; Leotiomycetes; Helotiales; Pleuroascaceae
Exons: 2
Coding region: 1-708 (235 amino acids)
Source: RefSeq, a predicted model, not a curated record